Fusarium coffeatum is the source of this 1524-nucleotide messenger RNA. RefSeq lists its product as uncharacterized. Gene Ontology annotation, biological process: transmembrane transport. The transcript is spliced from 8 exons. Bases 1 to 1524 code for a protein of 507 amino acids. Lineage: Eukaryota; Fungi; Ascomycota; Sordariomycetes; Hypocreales; Nectriaceae. Gene Ontology annotation, cellular component: membrane. The record is from RefSeq and is a predicted model, not a curated record. Gene Ontology annotation, molecular function: transmembrane transporter activity.
AUGGAUCGUGACGUUGAAAAGAUAUCAACAGACGAAGGAACUCUUAGCCCAGGGUCCAACGAAACAACCUUUUCACCCAUUCGAUUAGAAACACCACAAGUCACACGAACUCGCUCAAGAGCAACUAGCAACCUUUCUCGCUGCCAAUCUCAAAAUGGCUACAGCUGCAAUCCUCACCAAGAGUCGGACGAUGAUAAUCAGCUGGAAAAGGAUCCCUUUGAAGUCGGUUGGGAAAACGGCGACAGUGAUCCCUGGUGCCCGCGCAAGUUUGUCCAGGUGAAGAAGUGGAUGAUUGUUUUUAUUGUUUCGUCUGCAAGUCUAUGCGUAACUGCCGCAAGUUCCAUCUAUACAUCCACGUAUGAGCAAAUGGAAGUCGAGUUUGGCAACUCGCGAGAGAUAUCGAUCCUUGGUCUGUCCACCUUUGUCCUAGGAAUUGGCCUUGGACCCAUGUUUCUCGGUCCCAUGAGUGAAUUCUAUGGUCGAAGGCCCAUUUACAUUGUCUCUUGGUCUAUGUACUUUAUCUGUAUCAUUCCUCAGGCUGUGGCUCAGAACAUCGAGACCAUCAUCGUCAGCCGUUUCCUCGAUGGAUUCUCAGGCAGCGCAUUUCUCGCUGUUUCUGGUGGCACUGUUGGAGACCUCUUCACGGCUGACCAGAUCCAGGCGCCAAUGUUGAUGUUCUCGAUGGCACCCUUUGUCGGUCCCUCUAUCGGACCUCUUAUUGGAGGUUUCAUCAAUCAUAAUGCUGACUGGAGAUGGACACAUUGGACACUCCUGAUAUGGGCUGGUGUUUUGUGGAUGGCAAUCUUCAUCUUGGUCCCUGAGACAUAUCAUCCCAUUGUACUCAGGAACAAAGCAAGGCAAAUUCGAAAGAAAACAGGCGACGAGAGAUGGAAAGCUCCUAUACUGCUUGGUAUACUCUAUCUAUUCUUCGGAGCCUUUCCUCUUGUCUUUGGUAGACUCUACGGUUUCAACCUUUGGCAAGUCGGACUCUCCUUUCUCGGCAUUCUCGUGGGCAUGAUAGCAGCAGCAGGACUCGACCCCGUGUGGCACCGCAUCAGAAGUAGCCUUAUACUCAAGCUAAGCUCAGAAACAGACAUUCAGGGGAUCAGCCAGCCCGAAUUCAGACUCCCACCAGCGAUCGUGGGGUCACUCAUCGUACCUGUUGGCAUCUUCAUCUUCGGCUGGUCAUGUUAUCCGUGGGUGCACUGGAUUGUACCCAUUAUUGGAUCAGCCAUCUUUGGAGCCGGAAUCCUUCUUGUGUUUAGCGGAGUCUUUACAUUUCUUGUUGAUGCGUAUCCGCAGUACGCUGCGAGUGCCUUGGCUGCGAAUGCCUUUGUGCGUUGUGCCUUUGCUGCUGCCUUUCCGCUAUUUGGCAACCAGAUGUAUAAGAAACUCAACAAUCACUGGGCAUCGACCCUAUUGGCAUUUCUAACGGUCUUCAUGAUGCCCUUCCCCUAUCUUUUCUUCCGUUACGCUUCGAGUGAUGGCUUCAUCCGUGUUCCCGCACCAAUGGAUAGCCACUGA